Messenger RNA from Hyalella azteca, 3038 nucleotides. Its product is annotated as probable CoA ligase CCL7. Bases 91 to 1788 code for a protein of 565 amino acids. Lineage: Eukaryota; Metazoa; Arthropoda; Malacostraca; Amphipoda; Hyalellidae. The transcript has 9 exons. The record is from RefSeq and is a predicted model, not a curated record. Gene Ontology annotation, molecular function: CoA-ligase activity.
UGUUUUCCAUUGUGCAAGUGUCAGUUUCAUUAAAUUGUCCACAGGAUUUUUUAAAAAUUAAAUUAGUUAAAAACCGAAUAAUUUGAAAGUAUGUCGAAAAUGUGGAAAGGCGUUGAAACGCCUCUAGUGAAAGGCAACCUCGUGAGUUUUCUCUUCAAAGACGCGCAUAAAUGGAACCAUUUACAUGCAUUGGAGUGUGGGUACACCCGCCAAUCCCUAACGUACUGGGAGCUGCAGCAGGCAGUGGGAAGAUGGGGAGCUUGGCUGACCUCCUUCAUGGGGGAGUCCAAUCCUUCCGCCGCCAAUCCUUCCGCCGCCAAUCCUUCCACCGCCAAUCCUCCCUGUCGCCAAUCCUUCGUGGUGGGGAAGCUCGCCCCCAGCUGCGUGGACGUGGCGGUGGUGCAGCUGGGGACCAUGGCCGCGGGGGUCGUGUACACGUCACUCAACAUUUCCUUUGGUCCCAGGGAGCUGAGUGCGCAGAUCGAGGAGACGGGCGCCGCCCUUCUGAUCACAACACCGAAGUUCUUCCUCCGCCUUCAGGAGGCCCUGGACAAACUGGGGCGCAAGAUCCCCGUCGUGUUGAUCGGCAGCGGGGAACUUGGGGACGUAGGGAGCGACCUCAACGUUGUGGGAAUAUACAAAGAUAUUAUCAACGACCAGACGAUUAAGCCUAUGGAACCUGCUGAGUUGCAGGGAGAUGAGGUCGCGUUGCUGCUGUACACUAGCGGCACCACCGGGAUGCCCAAGAGCGUGCAGCAUUCCCAUAACUCUAUCAUCGCGGCGGUACAGGCAAGUAUACACCCCCUCUUCUGGCCGCAUCCUCCUACCACUGAUGAAAGCAACCAGACGCGCUCUCUGCUCAUCAGGGACAUCGGGUUAGGGUUCGGACUGAUCUGUGCCUUCAUGCCCGGGAUCGCCACAGGGAUGUGUCUCAUCAUCAAAACUUUGGACGAUAACACUUUCCUGAGAGACGUUGAAGAGUUUAGGAUAAACACAAUCGCGAUCGUGCCCCUGAAUUUCCCGACGGUGCUGCGCCUGGGCAUUGAGCGCCAGGAUUUGCUCAAGCAUUUCCGGCACGUGCUUGUGAGUGGCGCCCCUAUUCCGAAGGCCCACGCCACCGCUGUGGCCAGCACCAUGCCUGGAGUCUUCGUCCAGAAAGGUUACGGCGCGUCGGAGAUGUUGGUGAUAGCACAAGACCCUGUGGGCGGCGGCAAGCCAGGGUUCACAGGCAGCGUCUGCCCCAACGUUGAGCUCAAACUCAAGGAUCUCAACUCAACGGAGUUACUGCCCGCCAACCAAAUGGGAAUCCUAUUCGUCAAAAGCCCCAGCAAAAUGCAGGGUUACCGCAAUAACCUGACGGAGACUAAAAACGUUAUCGACGAGGAAGGCUGGUGUAACUCAGGCGACGUGGCCCUCGUGGACGAGGACGGCUACGUCCAGAUCGUCGACCGCGUCAAGGAGAUCAUCCGCCUUGAAUAUGGCAGUGCUGCCCCAGCGGAGUUGGAGAACACGAUCCUGGAGAUGGAGGGGGUGAAAGAGGUGUGCGUCAUUGGUACGCUCGAUGCCAGCACAGGCAUUGACUCCAUUUACGUUUUCAUAGUAAAUAAAACGGACGUUUCUCCCCCCAUUAGCGAAGAAGACGUUGUAAAUUACGUCGUGCGGAACCUCAAUGAACUAAAGCGGCCUAGAAAAGUGGUUUUCAUGGACGCUUUGCCUCGGAACGACAACGAGAAGGUCGACCGCAAACUCCUGCGACUGAAAGCGAAGGAGAUGGAGAAAGAAAAAUAAUUUUGUCUUGUUCGAGGGUUUCUGUGUAAUUAUUACUAUAUUAUCGCAAUUAUUAUUGCAAAAGUCUAGCAGCUUAUGGCGGAAUACGCGAUGUGAAACGGGAUUGACCGUAACUUCGAUAUUGUUAAAAUAUUUUUGCAAUUAUAUUAAUAAGGAAAUAGUGUGAACGAUGCAACACGAUUUAUGAGUUCACUAGGCUUUAGGUCAUGAACUACUCGUAGGUGAUGCUGAUUUCAAAAUUUCAUGAUUGAGUUCAGGUUUUCAAUAAGUUUUCAAUAUCAGUUACUUGUUUCAAAAAUUGUAUUGCGUUCAUAUUAUGCUUAUUGAAAGAGAUAAAUUAGUGAACUUUUCAUUUAUGAUGUUCGAUUUAUUGAGGCUCGUAAAGUUCAUUGAUGCAAUUGGCACUUAUUUUAAAAAUUUGUCUUGAUAUUUUGCAGAUGAGUUACGAUCGCAAAUAAUAUAUUUUGAUUAUAAAGAUUAUAAAGUACCAAUAUGGAACUUCAACGUGUCCGAUUGCUCUCAAGUUGAAAUGUUCAAUCGGAGAAUCUGACUUGCCGCAGUACGCCAUGAUGCAUGAGACAUUCCUUAGGACUACCUGGAGAAAUCACAACAUCACUCAGGAGCCUUCACUCAGGAGCCAUCACUCAGGAGCCAUCACUCAGGAGCCAUCCCUCAGUGUUGUCCAUAUCUUGACAAACUUUCUCACCUACAGCACGAGCAGAGAGCGGAUGCAGUUCAUAUACGCCAUUUUGCCAAACUUAACUGGGCAAAGAUGACAAGAGCAAUAACUGCAUCACUUUUUGGACAAAGUAUCACUCAUUUCUAUGAUGGACCCAAACAGCAAUAUUGUCUCGCUUGUAUUGCGUUUUCUAAGGAGAAUGCGUCGUCACUGUGUCCGGCGUCAGUCUCGCAUCUCAUUAUAAUCAUUAUAUUUAUAUAAUAUAGUUAGAUCAUAUGUAAUUGGGACGUAAUAUUCACUUGACCUGAUAGAAAUUGAUGGAAUAGUACCAGACAUGAGUCGGCAUCGGGAAGACAUCUCGUGAUUGAUCACGUGAUCAAGACCUUAGUUGUGGGCGGAAGCCGAAGACUAUAUAAGGGCUGAUAACCUUAGAAGAGCCCCUCGUUGUAUAGUUGAUAAGCGCUCCGCGAUGUAACGCGUCGGUUGAAUUCUUCGACCACACGGUCGACGCUAUAUCUUAUACAUUUGUAAUAACUCUUGUAAAUUACCAUCCCGUAUAUCAAUAUAUGUU